Nematolebias whitei (Rio pearlfish) is the source of this 1662-nucleotide messenger RNA. RefSeq lists its product as uncharacterized. Gene Ontology annotation, molecular function: nuclear vitamin D receptor binding; nuclear retinoic acid receptor binding; transcription coregulator activity. The record is from RefSeq and is a predicted model, not a curated record. Gene Ontology annotation, biological process: cellular response to thyroid hormone stimulus; regulation of transcription by RNA polymerase II. The coding region runs from base 1 to 1662 and encodes 553 amino acids. The transcript is spliced from 16 exons. Gene Ontology annotation, cellular component: mediator complex. NCBI's taxonomy places the organism in Eukaryota, Metazoa, Chordata, Actinopteri, Cyprinodontiformes, Rivulidae.
AUGAAGGACGAAGCCAUAAUUUCCAACUUGCAUCUUAAGUUUGCCGAGAAGACUUGGAAUGAAACAUUUCAGCUUGUCCGAAGAUGCAUGGAGAAAUCCAGAGACGAAUCCAAACAUUGUGAGACGCUUGUUAGAUCUCUGGAAAGACUCCAGAAAGAGCUUCGUGCUCCCUCUAUGAACACCACAAUGUCCCGUUUGGAAAUGAUAGCCAAGCAACAAGGGAUGGGCUUUCACACUACUGAGGCCACAUGUUACCUGACAGAUGACUUAUUUUAUUUGGAAAUCAUGUUGCUUCCGGAUGGGGACGUGCACGAGGUAAAGGUGGCCCCCCAUGGAAAACCCCCUUCUCCCAGUGAGUCCCUUCUGCAUCUGCUGAGGUCCCAGAAUCUUGCUGAUUUCUCUGAAAGGUUGGGAGGCCUGCUCGCCCAUUACCACAUCCCCGGAGACAAUGAAAACAAAUUAAAAUUGCUGACGUCCCUACAGUGUCUCGAGAAAGAUUUGCAGCAAAUAUCCAACAUGCAAAGGGAACCUAAGGAUUGUGACCCUCAAAUAGACCUGAUUAAUAAUGGCAGAGUUGGUUUUCUAAUGGCAGGAAAAGAAGUUGCAGACUGUCCUCUGACGCUUCAGUUUUAUAUCUCUCCUGAUCGUAUGGAAACAUCUGAUUUGAAACCAGCUGUCCAGGCGGCCCAGGUUACAGCUGGCGUCAGCGACGUGACUCACAAACUUCAGAUGGCGUCUGUCCUCCCGCAGCUGCCCGAGCUGGACCCUCAUGGUGGUUUUGUGUUUGUUCCACUGAGCGAGGUGCCAUAUGAGAUGCUGCCUGCCUGUUUCCUGCUCAGACUGCAGCCACCGGUACCCAUGAUGUCAUCUUUUGUUGAAAGGCUCAGUCACAUUACAGAUGUGGCUGUACCAGAGUCUGACCUGCAGUGGGCACCAUUGCCCAAGCUUCUUCUAAAAGCUUUCCUGAGAGCUGACCCCUGUUGGAAGACGAUAUUUGAAGAGGAGAUCUUUACAGUGUCCCUUCCUGGCAGUGUGGUGCACAGUUAUGUGCUCCCUGGAGCAGCAUGGGAUGUACCCACGCAGAGAGCAACUAUUGUGGAUAGCGUUCCCUUCACCCACCCCGCUCACGUUCCAGCCCUGCUGGAGCUGCUGCGCCACCAGUGUGCUAUCAACACCCUGUUGAGGAGCUGUUUCUCUGCUCGGAGUUUGACUCGUGACUGGCAUUUUGAAGUCAUCCCAGAAUCUGCAACAAGCUUUUCUGUGACCUUCUUCCAGCCACAUGCUGACUCGCUUGCUGUUUUGCUGGUGGAUGUGUCUGAUCCUCAUCAGAUUACCUGCAAGUUGUUUGGAUCAGGGAUAAAUGAUUCCUCGUUGGAUGAAUAUGUCUCUACAGUUAUGAGGAGUUGCAUGUCCAUUCCUGUGACCAUGAGGGCAUUAUACAGCAGGCUGGAGAAAAUGAUACCCAGUCCAGUUCCUUCCAGACAUCUGGCCACAACGCAAGUUGAAAAUGACCACUUGACUUCUCAGAUGGACACCAAUGAAGAAUCUACAGUUAUUCAAAGUGCAGCUGUGCCAGAAAAUGGUGCCGUUUCUGCGUCAGCUUGUGGUGCCAUAUCUGGGCUUCCAUCUGAAAUGAGCACCAGCUCUCCUGUCAACCCUUAA